Diuraphis noxia (Russian wheat aphid) is the source of this 1957-nucleotide messenger RNA. RefSeq names its product protein LSM14 homolog B-B-like. Lineage: Eukaryota; Metazoa; Arthropoda; Insecta; Hemiptera; Aphididae. Gene Ontology annotation, molecular function: mRNA binding. Gene Ontology annotation, cellular component: P-body. Gene Ontology annotation, biological process: P-body assembly; cytoplasmic stress granule assembly. The record is from RefSeq and is a predicted model, not a curated record.
UCAUUGUACGUAUCUCGUUCCGUGAAGGAAAAAAUAUUUUCAUUUCGCUUGGAGAUGUAACGAUUGUUGUUCGCGUGCCGUAUUUUUUUCUCCACCGUAUGAUACGUCUCGUGCGCAUCGGUCCUUAUUARUUUUCUUUGGUUUAUAUCGUGUUUAAAAUCAUUUUUCCACACUGACGUUUUCGUUUACGCGAUAAAUUCGCGUACUUGCCACCAUAAGAACAAUUAUAGUUAAACAUCUUUCGUCAAGAUGAGUAUGCCGGAAUUAGGAAGCAAAAUCAGCCUAAUAUCAAAGGCCGAUAUUAGGUAUGAGGGUAAAUUGUUCACAGUUGACCCACAGGAGUGUACCAUCGCCUUGUCUCACGUUCAAUCUUUUGGAACAGAGGAUCGUCCAACAGAAUUUAAGGUUCCAGCACAAAGUCAAAUAUACAACUAUAUACUAUUUCGUGGCUCUGAUAUUAAAGAUAUUAAAGUUAUUACUCCUCAAAUAGCUCUCAAUGACCCUGCUAUUGUACAGCUAUCAGUACCUCCAAAUACUAUGGGUGGCUUUAAUCCUAAUUAUCAGUCUAUGGAUGAAAUUGGUUCAGUCAAUCAGGUUGGAAACUCUUAUAAUCCUAUGUCUGGUGUGAACUUAAAUGCUGGACCAUCACAUAAGCAAGCAAGUGAGUCUCCUCUGAUUUUAGAUCCACAACCAGUWAUUCAGCAGAAACAACCGAUGACUGCCCAAUCUGAUGUCGUCCUAGAUUUGAUAUCUGGUGGUUCCCGUUCAUCUACUCCAGCUCAGUCAAAUGUAUUUAAUGGUCAACGUAGUAGCCCAACUUUCGAUCAAACUGUUCAACCAGGAAAUCAGCAAAGUCCUGGAACCAGAGGAGGGAGGAAUCAGCGUAACAGAUCCACAUCUUCUUCUGAUACUCGUAAACAAGUUAGGCAACAAGGGCAAAAUUAUCAAAGAAAUGAUCAACAGCAACAUUACCAACAACGUAAUGACCAACAGUAUCAAAGGAAUGAUUUUCAACAUCAGGAUAAUAAUCAACAUUUUGUUAAUCGUCAAGGGGGUAAUAGGAAUAUGAAUGGUCGUAAUUGGAAUAAUCAGCAGCAACAACAACAACAACAACAAGUUAGAAGACCAAAUCCAGUUCCAAAUAAUGCUACCGGAGGUCGUUCAUUUUAUAAUAGGUCUACUGGUCUUCCAGCUCCUAGUAAAGCACAGGGACCUAGAACAAAUUCGUUGAAGUUUGAUGAAGAUUAUGAUUUUGAUAAGGCAAAUAGUGAAUUUCAGGAGAUUAUAAAAAAACUAUCUAGAACAAAGAUAGAUGAUGGUUUUGAUGAUUCAGCUGAAGAAGUAACUGUAGUUAAUGGUGCUCCAUCAGUAAAUGGUGAUUCAUUACCCCAUUUAAAUGAUGGASAACUAGUUAAUGUAAAAAAAACUCAUCGUAUUGAAAGUGGAAAUGAAACCGGUGUAGUAGAAAAUGAAAAUGAAGGAGAUGAUGAUCAAAAAACGUUUUAUGACAAAUCCAAAUCAUUCUUUGAUACUAUCAGCUGUGAAGCAGUUGAAAGGAGCAAAGGACAUUCACAAAGGACUGAUUGGCGUACGGAACGUAAAUUAAAUUCAGAGACAUUUGGUGUAGCAAUGGCAAGGCGUGGUCAAUACCACCGUGGCCGUGGUGGUUAUUAUAAUAAUAAUAACACUAAUUACCGUGCCAACCCUAACGCCUAUAAUAAUGGUAACAAUUUCAACAACAAUCGUCAAGGAGUGAAUUAUAACUACCGUCAACAAUCAAAUAAUGGAUACAUGCGUAAUAAUCCUGGUAACCGUGGCUAUAACUACCGACCAAGAGCAACUAACAAACARGAUCAGCGUCAACCAAAUGCAGUAUCUCCUCAACGAGUUUCAGUAGCCUGAAGAUUUCAAAGUCUCUAUUUCAAUAUUGCUGUAUAUUUAACUAAAAAAAAAAACA